AUGGAAAUCCUUGAGCAGGCCCGCGCAAGCGUCGUUCACAAAUUUUCCGCAGGUGGCACGCUUCCGCAGCUCCCUAAUGAAUAUCAAGACGUGGAAAGCCUCCUGGAGAUGGCCAUGAGCGAGCAAGCGUCCGCGCAGGACACCUUGGUCCUCGCCAUCGCUGCGCUCAGGCGCCUGCAUCGUUAUGUCGAGACAAGCUGGGAUCACGCCUUCGAGGGCCAACGCGAAAGCAACAAGUUUCACUUAACGCAGUGGGAGCAUAUGCGGCAGUUGUAUCAGCGUAUCCGCUCCAUCGAGCACAAGGUGAACAAUGAGGGAACGGGACCCAGCUCGGCCGCGGACGCGAGUCCCGGUACUGACAGCAGCCACACUGUCUUCAAUGUCCCCAACUAUCGCUACGAGAUGUUGGAGCAGAAGGUUGCCCAACACGACGAGGUUAUCCAAGCCGUCCGCCGCGAAGGGCACAACGCCAACCCCAGUGGCGACGUCAUGGACCGCGCCGUGGCGCGCAUGAAGCACGUCAGUGAGGUCCAGGCACAGGACGCCAUGCGGGAGUUUGCCCGCGCCGACGCGGCGCGGGCCGCUCAGGUCGACGGCUUCGCCGACCAGCUCGAGGAACAAUUACCAGUCCUCAAACAUUGCUCCGAACUUCUUCCUCGGUUGACUGAGUGA
Dichotomopilus funicola is the source of this 672-nucleotide messenger RNA. RefSeq lists its product as uncharacterized. The transcript has a single exon. The record is from RefSeq and is a predicted model, not a curated record. Bases 1 to 672 code for a protein of 223 amino acids. Lineage: Eukaryota; Fungi; Ascomycota; Sordariomycetes; Sordariales; Chaetomiaceae.